This is a messenger RNA of Electrophorus electricus (electric eel), 1623 nucleotides long. RefSeq lists its product as uncharacterized. The record is from RefSeq and is a predicted model, not a curated record. Gene Ontology annotation, biological process: response to bacterium. NCBI's taxonomy places the organism in Eukaryota, Metazoa, Chordata, Actinopteri, Gymnotiformes, Gymnotidae.
AGCAAACACACCAUGCAACAGGACCUGGGCAUCUGGAGAAUGGUCCUGAUGUGUCUCACUGCGGUUCUUUCUAGUGAAAUAGCUGCACAAAUAAGUACCUUUGCACAUGGUUUAUAGAGUUACCUUUGGCAUGAACCAAGGUUUCAUUCUUUGGGCAAAAGGUGUCAAUCAGCUGAACUCUGUGACCACCGCUGCAUUUGGAGAGAAUGUGACUCUCCAGUGCUUUCUGCUGGAAGAGGACAACACCGAUCCCAUCGUUUGGUACCAGCAAAAAACAGGACAGGAGCCUCGUAUAAUGGCCAUGACUCAGAAAUCAGUAGAGACUUCCUCUUACUACAGUGAAUUUAAACCUCCAAAGUUCACUGUUGUGAAGGGAAGAGGGUUCUGUCAUUUGAACAUUUCUAGCAUUGAACCUUCAGAUGAAGCCAUGUAUUACUGUGGCAUUAGAAGGUUUGAGAUUGUGUUUGGAAAGGGAGCAUUGUUAUCAGUGAAAGGAUAUUUAAAUAAAAAUGAUAACUAUCAAGUAUCAGUGGUCCAAAGUCCAGUGCUGGGUGUGGUUUCCCCAGGAGAGUCAGUGUCUCUGCAGUGCACCGUCCUCUCUGAGAGGAGAACAGCAGAACUCCGAGUGCUCUGGUUCAGAGCUGCUGCAGGAGACUCCCAUCCUGAAAUCAUUUACACUCAUCACAACAGCAGCCAUCAGUGUGAGAUCAGCUCUUCUCCACACAGCUGUGUGUACAACCUCUCCAAGAGUGUCCUCAACCUCUCUGAUACUGGCACUUACUACUGCGCUGUGGCCACCUGUGGCAAGAUCCUUCUUGGAAAUGGGACGACAGUAGAUUUGACCAAGACUGUUGGUCCUGCAGUGAUCUGGCUGGGAGCAGCUUUGGGAGCUUGUGUAAUUGUGAUCUUUGCUCAAGCCAUUUUAAUUUGUAAAUGGAGAAAUUGUCGACCCAGCAGUGAGAAACAAAGCACUGCUACAGUGAGAAAAAUCAAUCAGGACCAUGAUAGUGUGGAGCUGAGUUAUGCUGCCCUGCGUUUUAACGGGAGGAAAACUGGAAGAAAUCACAGGGAGAAAGAACAGACUCAAGACUGCAUGUACUCUGACAUCAGAUGUCCCACUGUUACUGACCAAAGCUUGUUUGAUUAAAUCUCUUUGGCCUGCUGUUGAGCAUAAUUUACAAAUUUAGCAAGUACUGCCUUUACACAGCACCAGUUCUGCUUCACAGUGUGUAAAAUGUUUUAAUUUCUAUUUGGGAAAAUGUUGAUUAGAAAUGUUUAAGUCCCAUGUAAUGUCCCCAUCUAUGUCUACGUAACGUGACUGGUUACACAUGCCUGAGCAUUCAGUGAUCUUAAGCUAAGGAUGUGCUCUUAUCUGUGCUUCUGAUCCUUCUGCACACUUUACUGAAAAAUGAAUGUACAGAUAUAAGGGGUGAAUGACUGGUCCUAAGAAAUAUAGAUGUACUGUAGACAGUCAAGAUUUGUUAUGAGUGGUUUCACAUUGAACCUCUCAUGUAAUAUACUCUAAAGCAUUCUCAAGAUCCAGAAAUCUAAUUGUGCUCUGUUAAUUCCUUUUCUGCUUGUAGAUUUUGUAAAUGUUUAUGAUAAUCUCACCUGGAGGCAACA